Prunus mume (Japanese apricot) is the source of this 753-nucleotide messenger RNA. Lineage: Eukaryota; Viridiplantae; Streptophyta; Magnoliopsida; Rosales; Rosaceae. The record is from RefSeq and is a predicted model, not a curated record.
AUGGUUGCUUCUAGUUCCAUGUUGUCUAAUCCAAAAAAAGUUAAGCUCUAUAAGCCUCGCGAAAACCAAUCAGCAUUCGAUACAUAUAUGCAUAUAGAGAAAUUCCCUGAGGGUAUUAGGAAAUAUAUCACUCACCAGACUGAAGUUCUUCCGGAUGGUAACUGUGGAUAUAGAGCCAUAGCUAUGGCAAUGGGAUUUGGUCAUAAUGAAUGGCGUAGGGUACGCAAGGAUUUGUUGCAACAACUACAUGAUAUGUCUUUUGUUUUUAAGAAGUGUCUUCGGGAACAUAAACGAUACAACGAGAUUGAGCGAGCGCUCAAUUAUUUUGAUGAUGGAUUUGCACCAUUCUUUUGUUGGAUGACCAUGCCUGAUAUGGGACAUAUUAUUGCCACACGUUAUAAUGUGGUUUUAAUCCUUCUAAGCAUGCGUCAAUGCCUUACAUUUCUUCCUUUCUCAGUUCAAUCAAGCGAAACCAAGCUAAAUGAGAUUGCCAUUGGUUUUGUUGACGAUGAUCACUAUGUCCAGGUUCAUUUGUCUCCAGAUCAUCCUAUUACUGAAGAAGAGAAUGCCUUGUUGGUAGACAUGUCUAAGAGUUUGGUGAAACCCAGAGAUAUUUUGGUCAACCAAGCACGUGUGGAUGCUUUUCAACAACUUCCGGGAGUGGAGAAUGUAGCUACUACAGAUACCAUCAUCCUAAUGACUGAUGAAAAUGCACCUGUUACAGAAUUGAGAUUAUGUCAUCCUAAUGAUUGA